Molecule: messenger RNA, 2085 nt
Organism: Syngnathus typhle (broad-nosed pipefish)
Lineage: Eukaryota; Metazoa; Chordata; Actinopteri; Syngnathiformes; Syngnathidae
Gene: ankmy2a
Product: ankyrin repeat and MYND domain containing 2a
Exons: 11
Coding region: 275-1468 (397 amino acids)
Molecular function (GO): protein binding
Source: RefSeq, a predicted model, not a curated record
UAGUGGAGUAUAUCUAGAUUUUUCAAAUUAAGUUUGACAAAAUAUUAAUAAUUUAUGUCAUUUUCUGUCCGUUAUAUAGCUGUAUAGUAAACCCAGAUUAAUUGUAUUCCCCCCGCUGUGAAUAAAUGAUGGUACAUUCCCUGACAGCAACAGCUGAGCUAGUCUUGCUACCCAUGCCCGACCAUCUACCGAGGCACCGUGUUCAUAUUUUCAAACAACCAGGAGUUCGUCGUUUCGAGUUAUUUGAGUGCUCUCGCCAUUGUACAUCGCCAAAAUGUCCGCGGCCAAGAAAGGAGACUUGUCCCCUAGUGAAAAGGAGUUGUUUGACGUUAUUUCGACAGGAAAUGUCCAAGAGGCUUCCAGACUUCUGGGCUGCAAAGAUGUCCGAGUCAACUGCUUGGAUGACUACGGCAUGACGCCUUUGAUGCACGCCGCCUACAAGGGCAAAGCCGACAUGUGCAAGCUGCUCCUGAGGCUCGGCGCCGACGUCAACUGCAACCACCACGAGCACGGAUACACCGCGCUCAUGUUCGCCGGACUCUCAGGGAAGACGGACAUCACGUGGAUGAUGUUGGACGCUGGGGCUGAGACGGACGUGGUCAACUCUGUCGGCAGGACCGCAGCACAGAUGGCCGCCUUUGUUGGUCAACACGACUGCGUGACGGUGAUUAACAACUUCUUUUCUCGUGCCCGACUUGACUACUACACCAAAGUUCAGGGUCUGGAGAAGGAACCCAAAUUACCGCCUAAGCUAGCUGGACCCUUACACAAGAUCAUCAUGACGACCAACCUCAACCCUGUUAAGAUGGUCCUGCUGGUGAAGGAGAACCCUUUGCUGGCCUCGCCCUCAGCCCUGGACAAGUGUCGUCGAGUGAUGGAGCUCAUCUGCGAGAAGUGCAUAAAGCAGCGAGACAUGAACGAAGUGCUAGCCAUGAAGAUGCACUACAUCAGCUGCGUGCUGGCCAAGUGCGCCUCCUUCCUCGGCGAACGCGACGACCAGCUGGACGGACUCAUCAAGAGUCUUCUGAAAGGCCGAGAAAGCGACGGCUUCCCGGUGUACCAGGAAAAGUUCAUCCGCGAAUGCGUGCGCAAGUUCCCCUACUGCGACGCCACGCUGCUGCAGCAGCUGGUGCGCAGCAUCGCCCCCGUCGCCAUCGGCAAUGACCCCACAGCUCUAUCGGUGCUGACCCAGGCCAUCACAGGGCAAGUCGGCUUCAUGGACGCAGAUUUCUGCACCACGUGCGGAGACAAAGGAGCCCAGAAAAGAUGCUCCAUUUGUAAAAUGGUGAUCUACUGCGGCCAAGCGUGUCAAAAGUUGCACUGGUUCACACACAAGAAAGUCUGCAAGAAGCUUCAAGAGCAGCGAGAGCAGCACCAAGCCCAAAGCAAUCAAGUCGCCGAGGAGAGUGAAGCAAUCGAGGAGGCCUCCGAGUCCAUGAAGCAGCUUAACGUGGACACCAACAGCUAGACCGAGGACACCCAAACAAAGCCAUGACUCCAUUACAAAUGGACCUGUGACGCGCGCAGCCGCCCGCCACCACCCGAACUUUGGUGUGCUGGAAGCGCCCAACGAUGUCCGUCAUCAGGUCCAUGUUUUCUUGGGCCACGACAACCACGAUGCUGCGGAUCCAUGAUACCCUGCGAGGACAUCCCAUUUUCACCCAUCUCUGUUUUGACGUUUAACUGCCUCCUGAGAUGGCUAAAAUCGAAUCCCCCUUUCAAAUGUGUCCCUAAUCUUAACUCAAUAAUUAGCAGCAUUAGCUUCUGAUAAUAAUUUUAUAAUGGGAGCAGUUGGUUGUCAAUCUAACAAAAACUCGUCUCGUCAUUGGCCCAGAUAGAAAUAGGGGCGGGGUUAAGGCUGGUCGCAUAACAGACACAUGCAGCAUGGCAACAUGUCUGCACAAAUGCGCAUGCAAUUUUUGAUUCUUGGCAAUAUUUUGGCAAAGCUACGCCACAGCCAUGACCUGGAAUUUUUUUUAAAUCGUAAAACAGUCAUAUUUCUGCACAAAUAUUGUAAUCCCAGUGUUUAGCGUGAGUUAUGAACCACUGACUCGACUUGCACCGUUUAAUACACCGACAUACGAA